AUGGCUUUAUUGCAGGUAUUAGCAUGUGAGAAAUUGCCUUGCAGUGAAAUGGAGGAAGCAGGCGUCAACAUCUUUGUCACUGUUCAGAAGAUCUACUACCCUACACUUUGCAUCAUGGGUAUUCCAGCCAACCUCUUCACAUUCUAUAUGGUUUGCUUCUGUAAAUGUGGGAUGUCCGACACAGCAACCAUUUACCUGAGCUGUCUUGCCAUUGUGGACACAUUCUACCUGGUGUGGGUGAUCCUUCUUGACCUGACCCUCAACUUUUGGCUACUGCGGCCCUUCUGGCAUUCCCAACCCUGGUGUGGCAUCCUGGGAUUCCUGCAGUAUGGAUCACUGUACAGCUCCACCUGGAUAGUGGUGAUAUUCACCAUCGAGCGAUACCUUGUCCUCCGCAGCACAGUAGCCAAGCAGCACUUCUCCCAGCCCUGGGUCACUAAACUGACCUGUAUUGCUGUUGUCCUUGUGUCACAUAUUGUCUCUGUGCCAGUGGGCUGGAUCAAUAAUGUCACACCUGUUUCCUUUCUUGUGGACGGGGAGAAUGUGACACAGCCCAGGUGUCAUUACCGCGAUGAGACCUACACUACUGUUAUAGUGUGGAUAACCAGCUUCCUCUCUGGAGGAAUACCCAUUGUCCUGGUCAUCAUCUUCAACUACCUCAUAGGAUAUCACCUUUGCCGUGCGAGCAACCUCUUCACCAAGGAGGAGCGCCGGGUCAUGCAUGGGAGGAGCACCAGAGGCAUGUUGAGGAGGACCAUUCUGCUGCUGGGCACUGUUUCUGUGACCUUUGUUGUUCUCAGCCUUCCUCGUUUUGUCACAUACUGCAUCCUUAGAACCAAGUACAACAACGAGUAUUUCGACAGGGAUGACUACAGAAUCCCAAUCAAUGUGGCCGGAGACUUAGCCAACAUGCUGCAGAACCUUAACUCUAGCACCAACUUCCUGCUCUACUGUAUGGUCAGCCGGCGCUUUCGACGGGAGCUGGUCCAGGUGGUGACUUGUAAGGCAAAGGUACGUGAGCUGGGCUCUGUUCUCACCCAUACUACCAUGAGAGUUUUCUCAGUUAUGGAUCAUAAGGCCUCACCAUCCAACAACCCUGUGACUGUGAAGCUUGCUAAUUUCAAACAGACAGAGUAGAAAGGAACCAGAAAAAAAUACCAAUAUCACAAUGGGUGUAAUUGUUGGAGACUAAAGGUUUAGUCUUGACCUUGGACAUGUCAUUUUGCAGAAAUAAAAUGGAACCAUGGUAAAUAGACUGGAGACUUCCUAUAUAUAGAGCUUUUCUAGUCACGAAGAACUCAGCGAGGCCAAGGACACCUGGACACACGCACAAGGCAUUCUGAAAUGGAGAUUGAACCACCAACCCUCUAAUAGAUCAUUUAUCCACUCUACCUCCUGAACCACGGCCUCUGCUUACUGCAUAUCCAAGUCCAUGAAAACUACACAAACGCUUUGGAGAAAUCAACUGGUAAAAGUGGUCUCAUAAUUGCUGUUGUAAGCGGAGCUAGCAGAGCAAUUCUCCAGAUUGCAGUGUUGGUUCUUUCAACCACAAGAUUUAAGAACUGUUUGGUGGAUUGCUAUGGAAUCUGGUCUCCAAAGAGUGAAGCCUUAAGAUGUUUGGUUAUUCUCUGACUCUUCAUCUAGCAUUUCUAGCAGGUUCUGUUGUUCAAAACAAUUGUAAUAUUAUUCAUUGUUCCCUGACAAUAUAUUCUAAGGACUUUACUUUUUCACUAUUGCCACAUGAGGUCGACAUCUUUGGUUUUGAGAUAGCUGAUCUCAGAAUCUUGCCUCACACAGAAUUAAUUUUCGAUGUCCUUUGUAUCCCUAAACAUUUAGUCUUUUAUUAUCAUCAUCAGGUAAAAAAUAUGAUUGUUCCACGAGUUUGCUUUGUGAGCGUAUGACCUUCCCAUCAAGCUCAUCUGUAGUUUUUGUGCUGAUGAUGUUUGCAUGCACUUUAAGAUGGUGAUCAUUUUACACUAUGAGGUUAGCAGGCUGUGUUGACUUUUAGUGCGUCCACAUACAACCUCACAGACCUGACCAUAGACUCUUUGUCUCGUAGAUUAUACAACACAUGUAUGAAAUAAAUGCAUGAAAUACGCUUUCAUUGUAACAAUAGAUGUGAUCAAGUAAAAAUCCAUAAAAGCCAUAGGAUGUAAGACUUUGGUAUUUAAUUGUUUUUUCUUAGUCAUGUAGGUCUUGUGGGGAAGUGUGAUAA
This is a messenger RNA of Platichthys flesus (European flounder), 2215 nucleotides long. RefSeq names its product probable G-protein coupled receptor 139. The record is from RefSeq and is a predicted model, not a curated record. NCBI's taxonomy places the organism in Eukaryota, Metazoa, Chordata, Actinopteri, Pleuronectiformes, Pleuronectidae. Gene Ontology annotation, cellular component: membrane. The transcript is spliced from 2 exons. Gene Ontology annotation, molecular function: G protein-coupled receptor activity. Gene Ontology annotation, biological process: G protein-coupled receptor signaling pathway. The coding region runs from base 1 to 1137 and encodes 378 amino acids.